UGCUGGAGCCUAUCCCAGCUAUCUUCGGGCGGGAGGCGGGGUACACCCUGAAGUCGCCAGCCAACAUGCAGUUGGUCCUCAAAAUCUUUCAUUAGUUCAAUGUUCGACUGACCUGCAGCUACUACACUGAAAAAUACGGUGACCCUCGCCUAUGCAUCCUAUUGGACUCCUGUACAACUUUUUUUUCCCCUUCUUUUUUUGUGUGUGUGUGUGUGUGUAUACGUGGAGGAAGUCAUGGAAUUACUCCCAGUUGGACGCGCUCAAUUUAAGGGAUUAAACAGCGUGGACACAUCAGCAUGGUUGAAACAUCACAAGAACGAGUCUGCAGGAGAGGAGACUACAAAUAGCUGCUAGGCUCUUUAAGGGAACCCUGACGGUGGGGAGGUAGUAGACAGGCAGAACCCAUUAAGAGGCAGACUCAGGCGCUCCUACAGCCAACAGAAUGAGGAUCAAAUACGCCAUACCCAUCGUCUUCUUCGUCGCGCUCGUUAUCAUCGAGAAGGAGAACAACAUUAUCUCAAGGGUGUCGGAUAAACUGGCCUUGAAGCAGACCCCUCAGGCUCCGAUACACACCAGCAGAUCUGGGAACGCCCUGCCAAAGCGCAAUGUUUCAGUCACCUCCCUGGGCAAGCCUAGCUCAGCCUUCACGCUGAUGAAGCGGCACCUGGAGAAAUACAGCGAGCAUCAGCAGGCGGCGGCAGCGGUUACGAACGGCAGGAAAGACAUUCUCCUUCUGGCUACCACCAGGACUGGUUCCUCCUUUGUGGGGGAGUUUUUCAACCAGCAGGGCGAUAACAUGUUUUACCUCUACGAGCCGCUGUGGCAUGUGGAGAAGAUGCUGACGCUGGAGACGGGCGGCACCAACGCCACAGCCACCGCCAAAGCGUACUGCGACGUGCUUCGGCAGCUCUUCCUGUGUGACUUCUCACUUUUGGAGAGGUUCAUUGAACCCCUCCCAGUGGAUCACAUCACUGCCUCGCUCUUCCGCAGAGAGUCCAGCAGCUCACUGUGCAGGGAGGUGGUCUGCAGCCCCUUCGUCAAAGGGGUCUAUGAGCGCUACCGCUGUAGGAACAUGCGCUGCGGGCCCCUCAACCUGACCAUGGCUUCCGAGUCCUGCCUGCUGAAGGAGCACAGAGCCAUCAAGGUGGUGAGGGUGCGCCAGCUGGAAACUCUCCGUCCUCUGGCUGAGGACCCACGUCUCGAUGUGAAAUUUAUCCAGCUGGUUCGGGAUCCUCGCGCCGUGCUCUCCUCCCGUAUGGUGGCCUUCCCUGGCAAAUACAAAACUUGGAGCAAUUGGUUUAUGAAUACGGACGUGCUCAUCGACGACAACGAGGUGAAGAAGCUGAAGAGCAACUGCGACAAUAUCAGGAUGUCGGUGGAGCUCGGCCUCAGGCAGCCGGUGUGGCUGCACGACCGCUACAUGCUGGUGCGCUAUGAGGACGUCGCCCGCUUACCCAUGAAGAAGGCGUCCGAGAUAUACAAAUUCACCGGGAUCCCGUUCACGCCGCAGGUCAAUGACUGGAUCCUGAAGAGCACGCAGGCCUCUAAGGAGACCAGAGGAAUUUACUCUACGCAAAAGAACUCCGCCGAGCAAGUGGAGAAGUGGCGCUUCAGUUUGCCCUUCAAGGCAGUCCAGUUGGUCCAGAAGGUCUGCGGGUCCACGCUGAAACUCUUCGGGUACAAAUUUGUGACGAGUGAAGAGAUGCUAAGAGACAAGUCUGUCAGCUUGAUAGAAGAUUUUUUGUAGACCCUGAUGGACAAAAAGUUUUUAUUUAUUAGGCUCUUUUUUUAAUUCUGAUAUUUAACACGGUUUUACUUUGUUUUACUAUUUAAAAUAGCCAGAGGAAUCGAUUUAGUGUUGACCACAAGAAGCAUAUUUAAAAGGAAGCACAGCAUGUGAAAAGCUUGCUUUGUUUUUUUGCACUCGGGACCAUUUUAUCAUUCACAUUCACACAAACAUAAACUGGCUUGUUGAGUUGUACCUCUGAGCAAAUAGAAGCAUUCCUAAAAGAGAAAGUCAAUGGGGGGGGCAGUAAACAUUAACAGGUCGGCUGUGGGAAACUCCACUAACUGUUUCCAGUUCCUGAGUUGGCAACCAAAGAAACGCCAAAAGAAAGGGUAGCUUUAUAAAAAUAAAGGAAAAAAAAUGAAGGAAAAGGCUAUUUCCACCAAUAUUCAGUCACUCCAGUGUCCUCAGCAUUCCUCAUUUGCUGGUUGAUGUUCAUGCAUAUUGCUAACUGUUUGAAGUGGUUGUAGCGACUGUAAGGACCAAUUUGGUGAAACCAGAUGUUUAGAUUUCUGCCCAAACGCAAACAUUCCGGACCCUGCAGCUGGUUUGCAGAUCGGUGCGACAUUUGUUUGCGAGUCUCAUGUCUGUUGACACAAGUUUCUUGACGGCUGAUAAAGAGACGCCGAGAAAGAAUGAGGCCUUGAUACCGUAGUCAGCGCCACCCGACCUUUCAGGUUGUUUCUCUUUACGUUGGUCGCAAUAAACCAGCUUUGACACUGACUUGUGAGUCCUGUCAUUGUGUCGAGGACGCAGGGUUAGUGCCACAUGGUUAUGUUGGUUUAUGACCUUGUUUGGAAGCGUUAUCGCUUAACUCUUAUCAUUGGGCAAUGAUGCUGUAAAAGGAAGUGCACAAACACUGUACAAGAGGCAGAAGAGAAGAAAAAAAAGUGCUAUGCAGUGCAAACUAAGGCCGUGCGGGGAUAGGGUUCAAAUAAUGAAAAACUGAGUAAAAAUUGCCUCUAUGAAUAGCUUAAACCCAAAACACUGUAAUAUUAUUGCAAACUCAUUUUACCACAUUACCCUUCAAACUAAAUGGCGCACAUAAACAUAAACGUUAUGAUGACUCUUCCUAACUUCCACUAAUAGCAAAGACUAAACUUAGCUCCUCACUGACAUACCGCUACUAAGCUUGUCUCUCAGUCGAGAUUUAUCCCAUUAACAUAUAGUAGUGUAGUACUUUGUAGUACUAACCUAACCUUCCACAAGACACACAACACAAAUGAGUGAAUAUUGAACUACAAAUAUUUGUGGAAUUACUGUAUUAAUUUUUGAGUUAGUAAACUAUGCUAUGCUAGCUGGAUAAUGGAGAUGGUUGUCACAACACAACCAACAACACAAAACUGCACCAGGAGAGCAGAAAUGUUCGUUUGUAUGUCGCCGCUUCACAACCGCUAAAAAUACCAAUGACUAUUUUCCUCUUACUCAUUUUGUUAUGUUUCUGUCUGAGUGAUACCUAGAUACUCUCAAUUUUUCCGCAAGUGACUAUCUUUAGUUGGGCACUGUAGCUUACGAUCCGCUGUUAACUAUCACCACAGCCAUUAGUGAUCUGGACCUUUGUCUGCAUCAUCUUGAGGUUUACCGUCCUGCCGUCUCCGGCGUCAACCCACCAAGCAGCCUCGCCUGCAUAUCGGACCUGUACCGGAAUCUUCCAUUAUGUUGCUGUUCGCUGUCAAGAUAGCCAUUUAUCAGCUGGUAGCCAAUGCUAUCUACUCCUAUGCUAACUUGGCGCACCUAACACACUCACCCUUUUAAUUACCUUCAUGAGUUAUUAUUAUUGUCAUUGGGUUCCUUGAAGGCUGCUGUAUAAAUCUAAGCUAUUUUUAUUAUUAUUUUUAUUGUAAGAGGAUUUUUUUUUAUAUUGAUACCUGUAUGUACUGUAUAUGGACCUAAUGUAUGUCAUGUCUGGGGGACUAUAUUACAGGGAUGGUACUGGCGGAAGGAUAUGUGGUGAGGUGCCGAAGUGUAAUGAGGCGUGAGACGGUGGUGUUCGUGCCCUGAAGCCGAGUGGCUGAAUAAAGUUUCCUCCCCGAGUGCUGUUUUUCCA
Molecule: messenger RNA, 3833 nt
Organism: Phycodurus eques (leafy seadragon)
Lineage: Eukaryota; Metazoa; Chordata; Actinopteri; Syngnathiformes; Syngnathidae
Product: carbohydrate sulfotransferase 3-like
Exons: 3
Coding region: 443-1747 (434 amino acids)
Biological process (GO): N-acetylglucosamine metabolic process; carbohydrate metabolic process
Cellular component (GO): Golgi membrane
Molecular function (GO): chondroitin 6-sulfotransferase activity; N-acetylglucosamine 6-O-sulfotransferase activity
Source: RefSeq, a predicted model, not a curated record